This is a messenger RNA of Paramecium sonneborni, 486 nucleotides long. NCBI's taxonomy places the organism in Eukaryota, Ciliophora, Oligohymenophorea, Peniculida, Parameciidae. The record is from the annotation of a GenBank genome assembly.
AUGUUUAAUUAAAUAAAUUAGAGAGAGAAGAAUGCAAUUGAAACACUAUUGAAUUUGAAUGAGGAUUCUCAAAAAGAAAUUGAUUAUGAUAGAGAAAUGCAACGUUUUUUGUUCAAACCUCAAUAAAAUACUGUUACAAGCAUUGUUCAAAAACCAAGAUCUUAAAUUCUUAAACUUAUUUGUCCAAAAUCUAAUUCAAACUUAUAAAGUUUUGAUUAUAGAGGUAGAUCAUUGGAAAAGUAAUCAGAAAGAAUCGUUGUUCCUAAUCAAUACAAACCGAAAUAUUUAUUAUAAUAAUUAAAAACUCAAAGGUAUUUACGUCAUGUAUCAGAACAUUAAACAAUUAAUGUACCAACAAUUUAAAUUGUGCAAUCUCUCUAAACAAUAAGUCUCAUAGAAAGAAAAGGUCUAACUUAAUAAAAGAUAUAUAGAAAGAAGGAUGUUUAAUUACCAAGAUUUAUAUUGAAAUCAAGAUAAUAGCUAUGA